UCUUGCCAUUACAUGUUGAAAUUUUUGUUAAACUGCCUUUGUUCCUGUUUCAGGAAAAUCCCAUAAGCACUUCUAGGGGCUAAUGAAAAUAAAUGUUAAUUGUUCCAGAGGAACUUUGGCCUUGAUGGAUCCAGGCUAUCCAAACCUGCUGCAUUGUGUAUGCCCAACAUUACUGCUGGCUCCUUUCACACCCUCCUGCAAUGGCAUUGAGAUAGCAAGCCCCAAGCUGCUUUGCAAUCAUUUCAAUUGACAUCUGACUUUUUCCUGCUACAGAAAAUGCACACAUAUUAAAUAUGUUUGCAUUUGCAACAUUAUUUUUGACAAUUCCAUAUAACAGCAGAUAUUUCCAUAUAAUAGCACACCAAUUAAAAAUGUGUGUUUCCUCUUUAUCCUAAGGUAUUUUUUAGAGUAUGUGGUCACUUUAGUCAUAUCAGUUGUAGAUUACCCCUUGUAUUUUUUGUGCAUUCUUCAGUUUAUUGAAAUGUAAUGCUUGUUCCUUCACUGUGAUACAGUGGUUCUCAUGGAGGUUUAAAAAACCACUUCAGUUGUGCUCUCAGGAGUUGUUUGUUUAUAGGUUGCACUGAGUGGCUCAAGGAGAGGAAGUUACAGCAGAGCCAUGGGUCCUUGUCCUGCCCAGGAGCGACACCUAACUGCCCCUAGCACGCCAAGCCCAGGUGCCAGGAGAAAGGGGCUGGAGGCCAGGGGGAGGGCCAUUUUCUGUCUGGACAACCUGAGGACGUGAACAUAGAAGAUGUGUGAGGAAGAGGACAGCACCGCCCUUGUUUGUGACAAUGGGUCAGGGCUCUGUAAAGCUGGCUUUGCUGGGGACGAUGCUCCGAGAGCAGUUUUCCCCUCCAUUGUGGGUCGUCCCAGGCACCAGGGUGUGAUGGUUGGUAUGGGUCAAAAAGACAGCUACGUAGGUGACGAGGCUCAAAGCAAGAGAGGAAUCCUGACCUUGAAAUACCCCAUAGAACAUGGCAUCAUUACAAACUGGGAUGACAUGGAAAAGAUCUGGCAUCACUCUUUCUAUAAUGAGCUCCGUGUUGCACCUGAAGAACACCCGACUCUGUUGACUGAAGCACCACUAAAUCCCAAAGCCAAUCGAGAGAAAAUGACUCAGAUUAUGUUUGAGACUUUCAAUGUACCAGCCAUGUACGUAGCUAUUCAAGCCGUUCUGUCACUCUAUGCUUCUGGACGUACCACAGGGAUUGUGCUUGACUCUGGGGAUGGUGUCACCCACAAUGUGCCAAUUUAUGAAGGCUAUGCCUUGCCACACGCCAUCAUGCGUCUGGACCUCGCUGGCCGUGAUCUGACAGACUACCUCAUGAAAAUCUUGACAGAACGGGGCUACUCCUUUGUGACCACUGCGGAGCGUGAAAUUGUCCGUGACAUCAAGGAGAAGCUGUGUUAUGUGGCCCUGGACUUUGAAAAUGAGAUGGCCACUGCUGCCUCUUCCUCCUCUCUGGAAAAAAGCUAUGAGCUUCCUGAUGGUCAGGUGAUCACUAUUGGAAAUGAACGCUUCCGCUGCCCAGAGACCCUCUUCCAGCCAUCUUUCAUUGGCAUGGAGUCUGCUGGCAUUCAUGAAACCACUUACAAUAGCAUCAUGAAGUGCGAUAUAGACAUCAGAAAGGAUCUUUACGCCAACAACGUGCUGUCUGGAGGCACUACAAUGUACCCAGGUAUUGCAGACAGGAUGCAGAAGGAAAUAACUGCUCUGGCGCCCAGCACCAUGAAGAUCAAGAUCAUUGCUCCUCCUGAACGUAAGUACUCCGUCUGGAUUGGAGGCUCUAUUCUUGCCUCCCUAUCUACCUUCCAGCAGAUGUGGAUCAGCAAACAGGAAUAUGAUGAAGCUGGCCCAUCCAUUGUUCACCGCAAAUGCUUUUAAAUUGCUUUAUAUGUCUCCUUAGUGUAUUACUGUGAAUGUAUUGUGGAAAAUACAUUCUUAUUAUUUCAUUCCAUAAAUCCUUCAUCAUAAUUACUUUAAUUAAUUGGAUACUAUGUGUUUUAUUGGAAUAAAUUUUAAAUAUGCUAUGAAAUUGCUGCUCCUAUUUGAACCCCGCCCCUCCCCCAGGCAUUUGUUGAGAUACCUUUACAGCUGGUUUGCAGCUCUAUCUUGUGGCAUGAAUUUGUUACUACACUAUACUGGGCUUAAUAGAAAAAGUGGUACCUUUUGCUCAGUGAUACCAAAGCUAGCAAAUGCUCAGCUAUCUGGCUGCACGUUGUCAAAGUUUAGCUUCAGUAAACAUUUUAGUCUGCAAACAGUUCUGGGCAGUACCAAAGGAGCAUAGCAUCUGUUCAAUAGCAGCAUGAGCAUGGGCCGCUCUACUUUGCAUCUGCUCUAUCCAAAAUAUUUAUUAUCUGUCCACACCACUUCUUAAUUCACAGCUAUCAUGUUGAAAAAGCGGUUUGUUUUUUUUUUUUAUAUAUAGUGUGUGGCCCAGAGGUGUAUAACAUGUAUGACAACUCUGUGUGUUUUCUUAAAAAAAUGAAACAUGUUCCUUUGGGAACAUAUGUAAACACUAAUAUUAGAUUGAACACAUGACUUCCUAUCAUAUGCCCUCAGGAUGAGUGCAGCCUAUUAUUUCUGUCUUGCGAUUUCUGGCAAAGUCUAAAGGGUAAUUAAGCUGGCUUAAUACACUUUCUCUUCAGAACUUUUUUUUUGAGGAGGGGGGAGGCAGGUAAUGUAAUCAAAGUAGUUAAAAUAAUUUAUACAACUGAUAUUCAAUAGAAGUAUAUGCAUAGAAGCUGAAGCCAGUAUUACUGUCUUAGAAGUAUAUAUAUAAAUGAAGAAUUCACUGACGCAGACCUGGAAAAGGUCAGUUCUAAGGAACUUGUGGCAAUCUGUGUUCAUUAGAGUUCAGGAGAAAGGAUACUAUUUAUUUUUGUUACCUAGUUUCCUGUCUAAACUCAGUAGUUUACCUCACGUGCUUGUUAAUUGUUAUUUUUAAAAACUGUAAGCUGUUUGCAUCAGCACCAGUUAUUUACCAUGUUUGCAUAACCCGUGGGUUCCAGACCUUGUCCAGCUUCUGACUGCUAGCACAUGUUUCAAACUUCAUUGUACUAACCAUAUUAUUUAAAGCACAGGUCAUCUAGGUUCUUGGAAGAGAUACUAAAUAAACUCUUGUUGGAGCAAAUAGUUUUGUAUGGUUCUUCCUUCUAACUCUAUGUAGAUCUUUUUAUCUAACUCUAGAUAGAUCCAGGGCAUCACUUUCAGGAUAAGAACUUUAUGUCAAAUAAAAAUUUCUACUAGAGGGUUGCUGGAGAAGACACAUUUCUCCAGGGGUCUGUGAUGCAUCUCUGCUAUGCCAAGAUACGAUGUGGGUCAGCUCUCAGGUAAAGGACUUGUAUUUUCCUAAGUGUUUUCUGCUUUGUAACUUCGACAGAACUUGAGCUAUGCAAGGAUGGAACGGGGAAAAGGAUGAAAAAAAAGUCACCGAAAUGGAUUUGACUGUAGUACUUAUAAUGUAAAUUCAUUGAAGCAGUGAAGAAGUGUUAACAGCUGGAAUUCACGCAAGGCCUAUCCCUGUUAAAAAUUCUCUCAGAAAGCAGUUGAUGCCAACAAAUGAGAAAAGAAACGUUAUUUAUUUUAACACAGUUACUGUUGUUUGAAGUUCAUUUUAUUGUUGUGUUUUAUAGGUGAGAUUUGUUUACAGAUUAAGGGAUAAUGUCAUUGAACUCCAUCUUGACAGAAACCAAGUAACUCCAAAACAGGCUAGAGCAAUAAAUAUCAAACCAUUCAAUCUAAAAUGUAUAAAUAUAAAAGUCAUUUCUGAAAAUGUAGGAAAAAAGUAAUUUUUCUGUUUUGGCCAUUUGUGUAGUAACGUCACUACCGUCCAUCUGUAUCACCUCAGGUCCAGCACAAUUAUCUUUACGUCUUUCCCGACCACAUGGGUACAUGG
This is a messenger RNA of Cuculus canorus (common cuckoo), 3899 nucleotides long. RefSeq names its product actin alpha 2, smooth muscle (gene ACTA2). The record is from RefSeq and is a predicted model, not a curated record. Lineage: Eukaryota; Metazoa; Chordata; Aves; Cuculiformes; Cuculidae. The coding region runs from base 752 to 1885 and encodes 377 amino acids. The transcript has 9 exons.